GUCGACGAUUUCACUACUUCGAGGACUGAGCGAUAACGAAAGGGAGGAGGGAGACGGACUUUUGUUUGUUUUUAGCAUCGGGAUACUUUAGUGGCUUCUCGAGAGCGAGGCAUCGAAUGGGCGGACUUUGGUUAAUGAACAAACGUCGAUUGUUGUUGUUGGAAGAUCGAGAGACAGUGGAAGCCUCGAGAAAACCUCUCCGGAUAUUCGACACGAGGAAAUAAUCGACUGUUAUUAUUCGCGUACGUGAACAAACUUUAAGGUGCUAAAACAUUGAAGCUUUCUCGCCGAACCGGGAACCGCGGAGAAAUAUCUGAGAAGAGCAACGCCGCAGCAGCAGCGCUAUCCAGCAUCACAGCCAGAAACAGCAGCAGAACCAGGGGCAACACCCAUCUCUCGUGGCCUCGUCACGCGUUCGCCUUCUACGAUACUAUACUACGUACCAUACUAUAUAUUAAUACACUCCUCGCUUUACUACCCUCGUUCUCUCAAUAUACGCUUACUUAUUCUCACUGUGUACCAUCGAACGCGAUACAGCCGAUGCGAAUAAUAGCGCACAUUAUUAUACUCGCUCUCAAUUGUGCUACGAACUUGAUAAAUCGACGAGAACGAAACGUUAUUCGCAACGUAAAAACUAUCGUCGAGCGUCGAGGACCACUGAACUCAUUUUCAAUCUUUGAUCCCCCCAGUCUCCGUCUCUCUCCCUCCCUCUCUCGGGGUCAAUGACUAAAAAGGAAGGAGAAGACGCUGUUGCGUGUGUUACCGGUGAGCAUACGUUGUGCGCUUGUUGCGCUAAUAAAUAAACAUCCUCGUCGUCGUGCUCGGGCGAACGUAAUAAUCGAUAAGACGAUAAUUCCUCGCCAAAAUAAAGCGUUUCAUCGACGUACGUUUGUCGUUGGACCGACACGAUUGUUUAAACGGUUCACUUGUGACUUGGAAGUAGACAUUCGUCAAGAUUUUAAUCUCGAUUCGGUAUCCCGGAGUAUCCGAAAGAUUUUGUUACUGUUGUUUUUCAUAUUUUCGUGCCAAAUUAUUGAUAAUUGUGACGUGCCUCUCCCCGGACUAUUGUAUCUUCGAUAAAAUCGCGUACGCGAGUGCGUGGGUGUGUUUGAAAUCGUAUUUUUUCGAGCGGCCUCAAGUGUGCGCUCACAAUCGUCGUCGUCGUCGAGUUCAGUGUCUCCCAAAUUGUUAAUCAAUAGAUUUCUCUCCGAAGUGCAUCGAGGAUUUGUUCUCAAUGAUUCCCGCUACUUUAUCUCGAUAUUGAGUUAUUUCGAGUCCGUGGUGUUCGUACGACGCAAUACGAGCCAAUUGUUCAACGUUUUAUCCCCAAAUAGAAUGCUCGUCAGUGGCAUCUUCGUGGAUAUAUAUUAAAUUAUUCGGUUCUAUAAACGUCUACGAGGCUUCGUGUGUGAUCGACGAAUCUGGUCAACGAGACCCUAAAUCAAAGCAAAGACUGUUCAAUCUUCUCAAUCACUGAGAUAAUAACGCAAUUAUCAAAUGAUAUUCAAAGCUCGAAUAUCGAAAGCCAAAAUCUAAAGUGUUCCGAUAAUCAAAAUCAACGUAGCCUCAAUUGAAAACGAUAAUAAAUUAAACGGUAAUUGUAGCCGAUAGUUUUUAACAUCGAACGACUUUCGUUCGUAUUGAUCGAUCAUCGUAAGUCACCUUUAAUAACGAUUAUUACUCGGAAUAUUAAAGUUAAUGUGUCAACCGAUAAAAAAUAUUCGCUAAAGUAGUAACGUUCGUAAAUCAUUGCAACGUCGCGCCCCGCACUGUUCUCAACUUCGAAGUGUUCCAAUAUUUUCAACUAUUAAAAGCCAAAUUAAAAUUCGACCGUUAAACAAUAAUCAGUAUUAAACGUAUAUAAUAGAAUUUUCUCCAAUGAUAAAUCGCCACUAAAUAAAUAAAUAAUCAAAAAAACGUGUCAAAUCUGAGAUAAUCUCGUCGUGCAUUUAUCGAAUUAGUGUGUGACUAAUUAAUCAAACGUACGUACCACAUUAAGAGACAAAAAUGAUAAAAUUAGUCUCGUGCAUGUUGCUUAACGGGGUCUGGCCAAAUCCUUAGCUCGCACAGCACCAAGCGAAAGAUAUUUAGAAAGGCUCGAGUCCCGGUUACCGAUCGAAAGAUCAUCGAUCCUAGUGAGAAAGGCGCAAGAAAUUUCAUUGAUACGGACCGGGGGGGGUCCGAGAUAUCGAGCGAAGCAGCGACAUCUCAAGGACGGAGCCCAACUUUGCUAGCGAUUAAUAGCUGCAGCAGGCUUCGACGAGGAGAAAGAGGGAGAAAGGAUCUUGAAAGAUGGACGCGUUGGGUCUUCAAGCAGCGUUGGUGAAGCUGGAUCCGGCGACUACGGUAACGCCGAUCGGUUCGAGCGUCAAAAUGUUGCCGCGUCACCGGCCGUCUUUCGAGGUCGACGAGGCCGAUUUGACCUUGCGCAACGUAUUGAACACACGGGACGACGAAAAGUCUCACAAUCAUUCUGGCCAUCAUCACAAUCAUCAUCAAAAGAACAGCACCGGUGGAAGCAGCACCGAGACCUCGAGCAGCGGUCAAAGUACAUUCAGAAAAUUACAAAUCGCCAAUAACGAGUCGGUAGGUAGCGGCAGCGUAACAACGGUAUUGCCCGCGAGUGGGACGAAUAAUCAUCAUCAGAACAAUCACAAGAAUUCCUCCUCGUCAUCGACGUCGUCGUCGCAGAAAAUCGCAACGACAAAGUGCACCAUUACCGAGGUCAGGUGACGCCAGCCUUGUUUCGGUGUUAACAUGAUAUACCACACUUAUCCGCCGCAUCGCGGCAGCACCAAAUCACACGGGAAACAUCAUCAUGCCAAGGAGAAAAGACAUCAUCAUCAUCACAGU
Molecule: messenger RNA, 2853 nt
Organism: Venturia canescens
Lineage: Eukaryota; Metazoa; Arthropoda; Insecta; Hymenoptera; Ichneumonidae
Product: diacylglycerol O-acyltransferase 1-like
Exons: 2
Coding region: 2293-2733 (146 amino acids)
Source: RefSeq, a predicted model, not a curated record